This is a messenger RNA of Aspergillus nomiae NRRL 13137, 861 nucleotides long. RefSeq names its product alpha/beta fold hydrolase. NCBI's taxonomy places the organism in Eukaryota, Fungi, Ascomycota, Eurotiomycetes, Eurotiales, Aspergillaceae. Gene Ontology annotation, molecular function: catalytic activity. The coding region runs from base 1 to 861 and encodes 286 amino acids. The transcript has a single exon. The record is from RefSeq and is a predicted model, not a curated record.
AUGACACCCAAAUGGCAAACCAUACGCCUCCUCCACGGAAUCCGAGCCAUAGUUGGCGGUCAAGGUCCCCCUGUGAUUCUCGUUCCAGGCUGGCCACAAACAGCAGAGGCGUUUAGCGAUAUCUUCGAGCCUCUUUCAAAACACUAUCAGUUUUUCGCUCUCGACCCCCCGGGCUUGGGUGAAUCACUUCCUCCCCUUAAUGGCUUUGAUACUUCCAACGUGAGCAAAAUCAUGGCCGAAGCUGUUCACGACACCUUGAAAGAAAAACAGUACCAUCUAGUUGGCCACGAUGUGGGUGGAUGGAUUGCUUAUCCUUGGGCGGCUCAAUUUCAAUCGAGACUCAAAUCGCUCAGUAUAUUGGACGCGUCAGUGCCGGGCUUCAUGCCCCAGCUUCAGUUUCCGUUGUCUCGCCAGACCAACAUGCGUCUGUGGCAAUUCUCAUUCAACGCGCUUCCUGAAUUACCUGAAAUUCUUACUCACGGUCGUGAACGGGAGCUACUGACCUGGUUCUUUAAUUUGAAGACGGCGAAUGCGGAUGGUUUACCAAAAGACCAAUUUGAACGUUAUAUCCAAGCCUAUUCGAGACCAGGGGCGAUGAGUAGAGGAUUCGAGUAUUAUCGAGCUUUUGAAACAAGUGCAAAGCAGAAUCUGGAAUAUGCAAAGACACCACUCGAUAUCCCUGUCUUAGCUUUGGGUGGCGCCAGCUCCGUUGGUUCAGGUAUGAUUCACUUGGUCCAAAACUUCGCGAGCAAUGUUUCUGGGGGCGCUAUUGAUGAUUGUGGGCACUUUCUCCCCGAAGAGCAACCGUCUGCUGUUGCACAGAAACUACUGGAGUUUUUGCAGGCAAACCAAAUAGAGUGA